Messenger RNA from Melanotaenia boesemani (Boeseman's rainbowfish), 1566 nucleotides. RefSeq names its product FOS like 1, AP-1 transcription factor subunit a (gene fosl1a). Lineage: Eukaryota; Metazoa; Chordata; Actinopteri; Atheriniformes; Melanotaeniidae. Gene Ontology annotation, molecular function: DNA-binding transcription factor activity, RNA polymerase II-specific; RNA polymerase II cis-regulatory region sequence-specific DNA binding. Gene Ontology annotation, biological process: regulation of transcription by RNA polymerase II. The coding region runs from base 360 to 1406 and encodes 348 amino acids. Gene Ontology annotation, cellular component: nucleus. The record is from RefSeq and is a predicted model, not a curated record. The transcript has 4 exons.
UUCCCGUAAAUACAGAGGGGCGUGGUAAAGUUAUAGUGUCUCUUGUAAGAGUUUAUAACCUCUCAAUUAUUUCCAGACUUCAGAGUAUACUUGUAUGAGUAAGGACGACAAAGUUCACUGAAUAGCGUUUUCGUAAGUUAUAGGUCGAUUUGAAAAUAAAGCGAAGGGAUUUAUUCUUCCUUAUUCCCCCUUAAAGUCGUACUCGUUUGGACUCUACCAAUUUACGGCAAUAAGGUGGGCUCAGUGGGCUUACCCACAGUUUGAAUUAAAACACAAGACUCAACUCGAAAGUAAUUCCGCAAGUGUUGAAGGUUAUAGCCGCAACUGGAUUCAAUUUUCUUUUCACUGAAUCUGAAAGGAUGUAUCCAAACUUUGAGACUCAAGGAAGAGGUAACCCACCUUACACAACAGGCAACAUCUCCGGGACAAAUUCAGUAUCCAUGGGAAGGACCAGCACUUCAACUUCACAACAGGAGCAGAAAUUUACAAUGCCAGGCAGCAGUCAGUUUGUUCCCAGCCUCAAUGCCAUUACAACCAACCAGGACCUCCAGUGGUUAGUCCAGCCAUCCCUCAUGCAUCCUCCGGGCCCUUCUCGAUCACCAGUUCCUCCAUACCCAGUCCUCCCAGGAUCACGGUCACUGGGUCAACCACCUUCCCAGCCCCAUCACCUCAGACCGGGGGUUAUAAGAGCAGCUGCAAAUGUUACACCUUCCACAAGGCGCAGGAAUGAUGAACAAUUAUCACACGAAGAGCUGGAAAGACGCAAAAUAAGAAGAGAGCGGAAUAAAUUGGCCGCAGCAAAAUGUCGCAAUCGUCGACGAGAGUUGACAGACUCAUUGCAAAACGAGACUGACCAGCUGGAGGACGAAAAAACACGUUUACAUAAAGAAAUAGCUGCCUUGCAAAAGGAGAAAGAAAAGCUCGAGUUGGUCCUGGAAGCUCACCGCCCGAUCUGUAAAAUAGAUGACUCCGAUUCAGAUUCUGACCCAACUCCAUCACUUUCCUCUUUGGCGGGCAUCAAAUUGGAACCAGAAGAACCCAGCCGUCCUGGACCCUCAACCAAACUACCUGUAAAGAUGGAGAAGCCCAAACCGAAGAUAACUAUCCCCACCAAACCUGCAGCAUCAACUGCCUCUGCUGUUGCCAGUGAAUCCGAGUCGCUUCACACACCUAUUCUCACUUCUACUCCCUCCCUCCUGUCCUUCGCAGCUGGUAUGGUUUUCACAUAUCCAUCUGCCCCUUCAGACAACAGCAUCUCCAUCACGUCUCACGGAACAUCAGAUAAGGGGAGCGCCCAGCAGCACGCGGAGGCCCCGCAGUCUUGUGGAAUCGCCCAUCGCCGCAGCAGCAGCAGUGGUGACCAAUCGGAUCACUCCCUGCACUCACCAACAAUCCUCACACUGUGAUUCACACACACAUUGGAAAACACUAAAGUCAUUUUCUGCGCCUCCAUGAUGCGUGUGAGAAAACAGGACCUUGCGGGAAACAUAAUAGAAAUGAAAAUGAUUGCGAUGAGCAUUUUAAGAUGACCAGCUGUUUCAUCUUUAUCUCUGGAGACAGUUGAUU